UUAUUAAACUAAAUCUUUUUAAUUUUUAAUAUUGUCAUCCAUUAAAUUUCCACAAAUAAACAGGGAUAACGUUAAUUUUCUACAAUGGCAUCACUAUUAAUGUUAUAGUAGUUCAUUAGAAUCAAUUGGAGUAGUUACAACAUCUCAUUCUAACCAAACAAACCCGCUUUCAAAAAUGGCAAGAAAUUCAAAAACUGUUUCAGCUGACGUCCUAUGCGAAUUUUUUGAAGUGGCGGUCCACAGUAUACUGUACAAUCGGAAAAUCUAUCCGGAGUCGAUUUUCCAGCCGAAACGUAAGUACGGCGCAACAGUUUAUCAAUCCCUUCAUCCAGAAAUCAACGAAUACAUUAGCGAGUCUCUUAAGGCCGUCAAUUAUCACGCCAAGAAGGGUCGGUUACAAAAAUUAUUUGUUUGUUUCCAUACUGAUGAUGUACUGCAUGAGAAGUAUAUUAUUGAUGUGCUAGAUUUAAAAGACUUUCUGGAAGCUGAUCCUUUUCUUGUUGAUAUGGAACAAGCAUUUCGUGCGUUCUGUUUAAAAAUUCACACAUCAAACUAUUAUUUACAACCUUUGCCUGAUGGGGCUAAUUUUAGUAUUAGGAUUUUAACAACCACAUAUUCUAGUCUUGAGUUUAAUCAAGAGCCUUCAUUUGAGAAUUUUCCUUGGAUUGAAAUAAGUGAUAAAGAAUUUUGCGUCGAGUCUGGAUGUAUUGUUCCCAUUUAUACUAUUGACAAGGAUUUUUUAAAAUUGCAAAUUUAUAUUGAAAAGCCUGCAAAUCCAGAUUACUAAUAAUCUUAUGUUAGUAUAUUAUAGCUGUGAUAUAUCUAUUUUAUAAUUAAUGUAUAAUGAAAUAUAUUUUAUAAAAUUCACAAAUAAACCUAUUACAUAUAAUAA
Molecule: messenger RNA, 892 nt
Organism: Aethina tumida (small hive beetle)
Lineage: Eukaryota; Metazoa; Arthropoda; Insecta; Coleoptera; Nitidulidae
Gene: PolZ2
Product: mitotic spindle assembly checkpoint protein MAD2B
Exons: 4
Coding region: 176-787 (203 amino acids)
Cellular component (GO): zeta DNA polymerase complex
Source: RefSeq, a predicted model, not a curated record